AAAUCCUAUAAAUAAAAAUGGUUUUUUAUCAGUGUUUCAAAGUUCACAGUUACUGUUAUUUUAUGAAAACGAGCAAAAAAUGGCUGGUAUUGUAUUAGGAAAGGUAGCUUUCGUUACUGGAGCUGCAAGUGGAAUUGGGAAAGCAACUUGCCAAAUAUUAGCUAGGGAAGGUGCUAAAGUGAUUGCUGCAGAUAGAAAUUUAAUAGGUGCCAAAGAAACUGCAGCUUCUUUAAAGAACCAAAAUGAUCACUUGGGUGUUUUGGUUAAUGUGAAUGAAAAAGAAACAAUUCAAGAUGCUCUUGAGAAAACUGUUGAAAAGUACAGAGAACCACCAUCUGUAAUUGUUAAUUGUGCUGGAAUUACUAGAGACAACUUUUUAUUAAAGUUAUCUGAAGCUGAUUUUAAUGAAGUUAUUGAUGUUAAUCUUAAGGGUACUUUUUUGAUGAUUCAAACUUUCGCUAACGCAUUGGUGGAUAGAGGAAUUAGAAAUGGAUCAAUUGUAAACAUUUCAAGCAUUGUUGGAAAAUAUGGUAAUUUGGGGCAAUGUAAUUACGCAGCAAGUAAAGCUGGUGUUGAACUUUUAACAAAAACAGCUUCAAAGGAGUUUGGAAAAUUUGGAAUUCGUUGCAAUACAGUUUUACCAGGUUUCAUUAAGACUCCAAUGACAGAAAUCAUUCCGGAUAAAGUUAAAAGCAAAGUGAUUAGUACCAUUUCUAUUGGAAGAUUUGGGAAUGUUGAAGAGGUAGCAGAAGUUAUUUGCUUUUUAUCAUCUGAUAAAAGUUCCUUUAUUAAUGGUGCCUCUAUUGAGGUAACUGGUGGGAUGUAAAAAGAAUAAAAUAUAAUUUUUAUUUAAAAUAAAAUUUAUUUACACUAUACAUUUAUGCAUAAAAUAAAAAUCAAAGUUAUAAAAAAAAAUUUGACAUUUAUUGAAUAAAAGAACGUAUCCAAUAAAAAAAAACCUAGUCAGUCAACGUCGAUAUCGAUCGUGGCGCCGCCAAUAAACAAAACUGGAAAUCAACGGAAUCCCGUUGGCACACUUUGCGCGUGUUGGAGUCGCCCUACUUAUCACUUCACAAACCGCUCUUGACGCGGACGGGUUCCGCAACACCAUCUUCAUCUUCGCCUUUUCAUUUUUCGUUAAAACACUAAUAAAAAAAAUUACUACCUACCCCAUAAUUACCAUUGCUUUCGUCCGAUUUCACUAUGUUAUGUCAUUUACUUUUUUUUGACAUUUCUCGUCCGCAGUUUAACGUCAAAAAAUAGUUUGCAACGCCAAAAAAGAAAUUAAGAACCGUAAUAUUAAGAGAAGAAAUUCGCUGAUAGUAAAUUUU
This is a messenger RNA of Onthophagus taurus, 1331 nucleotides long. Its product is annotated as (3R)-3-hydroxyacyl-CoA dehydrogenase. Gene Ontology annotation, molecular function: oxidoreductase activity, acting on the CH-OH group of donors, NAD or NADP as acceptor; quinone binding. Gene Ontology annotation, biological process: fatty acid biosynthetic process. The record is from RefSeq and is a predicted model, not a curated record. NCBI's taxonomy places the organism in Eukaryota, Metazoa, Arthropoda, Insecta, Coleoptera, Scarabaeidae.